Molecule: messenger RNA, 10468 nt
Organism: Cuscuta europaea
Lineage: Eukaryota; Viridiplantae; Streptophyta; Magnoliopsida; Solanales; Convolvulaceae
Source: the annotation of a GenBank genome assembly
CUGUCUUUACCAGAAACACUACCUUUUAGUUUACAUACAUAAAUUAUUAGGAAACAAAACAUGUUAUUUCACAUUGUAUGUUGUAGUAAAUGAAAAACUCCAGUUUCACAGGUUUCUGAUGGAAGCUCAAAGCAACCCCACCACCAACCAGUAGGUAGCACAUGGUUUUGCCUAUUUCCUCAACAGCUUAAAAGAUCAGUUCCAUAUGCAGUUACUGAAAUUGAAAAAUUUCAGUAUGCUUCACAUAUUUCUUCAGUGUUUUGGUAUCUUUUUUGUUCAAUAGUAGCAGGAAAUAAUUCAAUCGUUUAACUGAGGUCUUUGUGGGGUGAAAACCAACUCAACUGCUCAAAUGUGUUUGUAUAGCACUAAAGACCCUUUGGGAGGUUGACUGAGACUUCACCACACAUUUAAAGUAAGUAAUUUCCACUAUUCUCUAUAGUACUUUACAAGUACACAUCCUCUCGCACUCUAUACUGAAUAAUUAAUCAUAAAUGAUGGAUAUAAUUAUCUAAAAGCUGGUCAGUUCGAAAAACCAGUUCCGGCAGACCGAGGACUCGAAGAGUAGUGGUCGGUCAAAUGAGCAGACGAGAGCAGCAGUCGACCAAAGUCCAGGGUUCCGGAGAAGCUGAACUGUCAAAUAUUUGACAAUUUUAUCAUUAAUUAUUUAUAUCUUCAUCAGUUCAUACUUUUCAUUCGAUUUGGCUUCAUUUUUAUUCAUUUUUUAUGAAGCUUAGUGUUUUGUGUUGAGAAAUUUCUGAUUGCAAGUUGCUCAGGAUUAAGUGAUACUUGAUUGAAAUUUCAUUCUCAACUUUGAACUUUCAAAACAAGUGACAUAAUACUAUGUGAAACUUUUACCUUUUCUGAUUACAUGGAUAUUAAUGUUUCAGAACUGUAACCCUCUAAACUAGGUUUCCAAAAUUUAUAUGUCCACUUCUGAUCAAUAAAAAACUUAAAAAAAAAAAGUACUGCAGAUUGUAUAAGGAAACUCUUUUCUAAUAAUUUUUUCCACAAAAUGAGAUGCUAGUAUUCUCUCACGGUUUACUAGCGUACUACUCAAACCUGAAAGCUACUGUAUUCCUCCUAUUGAAUGAUCAUAUCCAAAUUCUACUAAGCUUGACUUAGCAAGUCAUUAAAUGGAAGUCUUUCAAGUGUGAUAUCAGAAGUACAAAGCGCUUCAUUUCGCUUUUUCCUACAUGAACUACAAAUUGUCCCUCAGCAACCUCUAUUUGUUCUUGAAGAACACCUUCUGAGGCCUUGUUUAGCACAUAAUGUUUUCUCAUACAGAUAGGUCCUGUAAGAUGUGAAUAGGGAUAAUGGCUAAGACAAUAUCUUAUGACGGACACAGUUUAGUUCCAAUAUUCAAAAGAUAUUCAUAUGAGUGGUUGAGUAGAACUUGUAGUCAUGGCUUGACUUAAAACUGUUAAAAGGCCUUCACAUAUGUGUGAUUUACUAGUCCACAACACAUGUAAUUUGUUUCUUUCAAAAUGGAAAAAGAUUAAAGGAGCAUUUGUAUUUAAUUUAAAUGCACUAUCAUUCAAGUUGUUGGUAGACUUGGAAACGCCUCCCUUGGGACCGAGCUUGCUCUUCCCAUUAUUUUUAUUUUUGGAGCCUUUUGCAUGCUCCACCACAUUGGCCUUGGCGCCGCUAACGAUUGGGAGUCUCCCAUCGUUCUUCCGAUCAUCCUCUUCAAUCCGUAGACGGAGGAUCAACUGUUCCAAGUUCAUUUCCUUUCGCUUAUGCUUAAGGUAGUUCUUGAAAUCCUUCCAAGUCGGCGGCAAUAAAUGGAUAAUUGACGCCACUUGGAAAGACUCGCUAACCGUCAUUCCUUCAUCUCGAAUUUCGUUGAAGAUCAUUUGCAUUUCUUCAACUUGACUCAAGACCGUCUUCGAAUCCACCAUUUUAAAAUCAAGGAAUCGACCGACAACAAAUUUCUUUGCACCGGCAUCCUCGCUCUUAUAUUUGUGGUCCAAAGCAUUCCAUAGCUCCUUAGCCGUAGCUAAUUUACUAUACACGUCGUACAGAGCAUCAUGCAGCCCGUUGAACACGUAGUUUCGGCAAAGGAAGUCAGAAUGCUUCCAAGCCUCAACCGCGUUGAAAGAUUGCACAUCCACCUCACCCCCGGUUACUACCGGCGCAUCCUCGGUCAAGAAACGUGCAAGACCGAGAGUAGUGAGAUAGAAGAGCAUCUUUUGCUGCCACCUCUUGAAGUUUAACCCAUUAAAUUUUUCAGGUUUCUCCACAGAGUUGCUCGACACGGUCACCAUAGGGAUAGCCCUUUGGUUAACCAAAGCAGAUGCAUCGCGUUGUGAACUAUUGUUCACCGGAGCUCCGCUUUCAGAGUGAUUAUCGUUCAAACCGUUCAAAGCAUUCUGCCCAACAACAUUUUCAUUUUCUUGAGAAGUCAUUUUUCGUUUCUUACGUUAUUCGAAAGCACAAAAAAAAAACAAGUUCGUUCACCAAGGUGACAAAGUACAAGUUUUAAGAUUGUUUACCGUAGUAGAACAAUCAACGAUUACGUUUUAAGAUUGUUGGGUGUGUUUCGAAAAACAAAGAAAAUUAAUUAAUAAAGAUUAAUUAAAUAAAAUGACUUAAAGAAAAACAAGAAAUGGGAUGAAGCAGAAUAAGCCAAAGCUCGUGCUACGCACGAUUUCCUUAAAACGUAUUCGUUGCCUCCCGGGGUGCUAGGAGCGUUGCAACGAUCGUUUCCCAGGAUAAGAUGACUUCGAACAAUAGUUUAGCACUCAAAGUAAAGUUCCAACGAACGUGAACAAAAGCAGAACACCGAAGGAGUUUGUAUGGAGUGCUAGAGGUGCUGUUUUAGCUAUGAAAACACGUGAACGAAGUGUAUGAAAGGUUGUUUAUUUUGCAAAGCACCUACUAGCCUUUUAUAGGGGUGGAUUAAGGUGUGUUAAUGGCUGUUUAAGGGUUAUGAUCAUUGGACAUCAAUGUCCUAAAGGGUUCAAAUUCCCUUGUGAUUUUCGGUGUGGGAAAGAACCCACACUAAAACCCACAUUUUCCUAGUUUUCUCCAUUCCAACGGGUAAACUUCGAAAAACAAUUUCUCACUCACCCGUUAUCCAUUUUAAGUGUACCAUAUAUCGAAUUGUAGCCCUUAGCAAGGACAAUCCGAAACCACUUUGACCCGACCCAAAUCGGAAGUGGACCUCACUCAAAUAAUUGUCCCAAAAUGACCAUUUAAUACACUUUUAACACACUUUUUCCAUCAGUAUGAAGUUAUAGUGAAUUCUAUAAAUGAUUUGUACAUGAAAAAUGUCUACGGAAGAAACUUGUUCACUAAUCUAAACUAAACUAUUUCCUGUAUGUACUCUAUAAAGAUGAUAGAUCAUCUCGAGCUAGAGAUGAUCUCAAGGAAAGUUGCUUCUGGACAAGGUAUUGUGAGUCCUCCCAUAGGAUGAUCAAAUCCGAAUUCUUCCUCAGCCUGACUAAGCAAGUCUCGGAAUGUCGAAUCAUUCAAGUAUGAUAUCGGAAGGACAAAACGCUUCUUUUCACCUUCACCAACAUAAACUGCAAAGUGACCCUUAAGAGCCUCACUUUCUCUGUAUGUUCUUGAAGAAGACUUCCUGAGGCUUGGCUUAGUACCACGCAGAAUUUUCGCCAUACUGACUGCCAUUGGUUGAAUGUUUCUCUCUUAGCUAUAAAGAAACUGGUGAGGGUGAUUGUUGGCCUUCCAGGAUUAGAGUCGUCAACAAAUGGGGGUAUCCUAUAUCAGUUAGUACAAUUAAAUGGUCUUCUUUAAACAUCACUCCCCACAUGAUUCAUUGAAUCUUGAACCCUUAAAUACGGUACGGGAAUUAAACGAAGUUUAAUAUGUACGCGUUUUAUUCGGUAACUUUAAUGAAAAAACGGUCAAACAUUGUUACAAAAAACGUUGACUUUUAAAAAACGUGUAAAUACGUAUACGUGUAUAAUACGGUAUAUGUUACAAAAAUUCGGACAAAAAAUAUGGGUACUAUUUUGAACAUUUAAAUUAUAUACUUCACAAAAUAACAUAUAUAGUAAAAAGAAAUAAAAAUAUACAUAUAUUCAAGUAACAAACCUCAUUACUACAUAAAAUAAUAAUUCAUAAUUGAAUAAGUCGAUGACAAAAAUAAAAAUAGUAAUUAAGCCCAAGACAUGAUUUUGUAAACUAAUGUCAACAAAUAAGACAUAAAAAAUAGAUUGAGACUAAGUUAAAAUGAUUAUCUUUAUAUGAUCAUCAAAUACACUCAAUUUAAAUUCAUCAAGAUGAUGGAUGACAUAUGCAACUGCUACGCGCGCUUCUUAUUGUUUAGAAAAAAAUCCACUUUUAUUCACAUGACUAUUAUACCACUUCCACAUUUAGUCCCUUACUUUCAGAUUGUCCACAUUUAGUCCGUGACCAUUAUCCCUUCACCACCUCUCAUCCUUCCGGCCAAAAUUCCAUCAAAUUUAAUGCAGAUUUCAGGUAUGAAAAACCAAAUUUAAUGCAAAAACUGAUAUGAAAAACCCAACCUGAUACAAAAUUUAAUGCAAAGAAUGAUUCUAAGACUGAGAAGUGGACUAAAUUUACCGGAAUUUUGGCCGGAAGAACGAGGGGUGGUGAGGGGAUAAUGGUUACGGACUAAAUGUGUACAAUCUGAAAGUAAGGGACUAAAUGUGGAAGUGGUAUAAUAGUUAUGGGACCAAAAGUGGAAUUUUUUCUAUUGUUUAUGUGUAAAAGUUUAUACUAAUAAAUGUCAGAUUUAGAAAAACUUUAAUUUUGACAUGCUUGUUUGGAAAAACAUCAGAUAUCUAGUACUCUGUAGUAUUUUAAGUUUUAAUCUUUAAGAAUGUUAGCUUCAGUCGCCAUGCAAUUAAUUUUAGUAUUUAAUAAUUGUAUUUAGCAACACAAAAACAUGAGGUGACAUGGAGAAACUUUUCUUUUUUUUCUUUUGAAUUAUUGUUGAUCCCCUGUAUAUUCAUUUAAUGUGUUCAUUCAAUUCAUCAAUUCAUGUUUUUAAUUUUAGUACUUAAUAAUUGUAUUGUAACAAUACAAAAAUAUGGGAUCACGAAGAGGAGCUUUCUUUUUUUGAUUUUACACUAUUGUUGAUCUCACAUGCAUUUAAUGCGUUCAUUCAAUUGAUCAAUUGAUGUUUCUAUUUUUAGUAAAAUACGAGAAAAAUACGUUUUAUAUGGGAAGUAAGAGUUUUUUUUCCUUUUUAAACGGAUCGACAUUAUUUUUCGUUUUCAACGUGUUUUUUGUUCAAAAAAACGAUAAGCAAUGCGUUUAAAACGGAAAAAGCUAACUAGGUCUUGAACACAUGGGGAUAUCCUAACCACUUCUGUCUUUCCAUAAAGUCUACCAAUUACCUUGAAUCAAUUGAUAGUUGUAACUUGUGACACAAACCAUGUAAUUUCAACCGGCUGGUAAUCGGUUAAAAUGCAAGAUUGGGUAUUUUUGAUAGUUUGGGGUGCUGAUGGUGUGAAUGAAAAGUACCUGAAUUUAAUUGACGUUUUAGUCAUAGUACGAGGACAUAUAUGACGAUUUUCACUUUAUCAAUAAAUUAAAAUAAAAAAUAUGGAAAAUAGUUAAAAUAGUCAUCUAUAGUAACUUCAAGCCAAUACAAGCACAUAAGUAACUUCAAUCUCACUUUUUAUCAUUAUUACACAAUUCAACGCACAAAAUCAAAAGUUACGUGUUUGAUUAAAUUGUUGAAUCAUAAGUCUCAUAAGGCGAAAAUCAGAGUCACCAAAUGGGUUCUACAUGUCUCAUAUCUUAAAUGACACUUUCUUUUGUUGAUCUAAUCUAACCAACGAGGGAGGGCGAUGUAAGACUAUAGGCUUUAGAGGUUGAGUUGACGGAGUAAAAACGUUGACCGACAUACAAACAAGGUUCUAUUUUUUUAAGAACAUUGUGCAACCUCUCAUGCACAAAUGUAUUGACACAGAUCAAGAGCAUUAACUCCUAUUCAUGAUUAUAAUGUUGUUAUUUAUCCUGCUAUCACAGUGGAUAGUGGUACAAUCAAUUGAAAUCAAUUUUGUUCACCCUCUCAAAAGAGGGUGAACAUCACCCAUCCUAUUUGCUUGCCGGGUGGCAAGACAAUUAGUUAUAGUAUUGCAAUUGUUUUAACUUCUUAUUUUUAAUCCAAUUAUUUUGAAAAUUAUAUCAAUUUUUUUUUAUUUUUUUACGAUAUUUCAUAUGGCACCAAUAUUGCAUAUAAAAAACAAAUUAAAAAAAUCCAGCUAAAAAUGAAUAUUUAGGAACUUUUUAUUUUUUUUAUAUACAAUAUUGAUAUCAUUGAAAUAUCUUAAAAAAUUACUAAAUCUGAUAUAUUUUUUUUAUAAAAUUUGGACAACAAAUAAAAAAGUUAUUGUAAUUUAAAUAUAAAAAGGAAAUUGAAUGUCAAAUGGCAACAAUUGAGCAAAGGGGUUGAUGUUCACCCUCCAAGAAGGGAUGAACAAAAUUACACUCUUAUUAAUCUUGGAGAGUAUUGAAAGAAUAAUGUAAAUGACACAUUAGUUGGCUAUGCAAAUGCUUUUAUGAUCCACAAAAGAAAAAAAUAAAAACCAUGAUAAUCACUUAGGUGAUUUAAAAAAACAUGAUAUUUAAUCACUUUGAUGGUACCACUAUCUCUUGAGAAAAUUUCAGAAAGAGAUAUAUGACUUCACUAUGGAGUCACAUGUCAUGUGUGUCAUCACCAUACCCACUCAUUUAUAUAGUGUGAUCCUCCAUUAUAAUUACACUUUUAGAAAAAAGUGAUUGUGAUGAUGCCACACAUGAUAUAUGAUUCCAUAGUUGAGUCAUAUACUACCUCCGUCUCUUAAAACUUUGUCAAAGUUGACAAUCACGGAGAAUAAUAAAGUAAAAACUGUGUGGUUGAUGUUUGUGCAGAGAAGAGAGAAAUAACAGAAAUCACAAAAUAAUUGAUUAAAAAGGAAAAUGAGAAAGUUUUUUAUGACGUUCCAAAAAGAAAAGAUGACAAAGUUUUAAGGAUGAAUGAAGUAUGUCUUUAUAAAAUUUCCCCUAUCUCAUGAAGAUCAAUAAAACAAACAUGAGUUGUAACAUCAUCGAAUCAUGCAGAACAUAUUGCUCUUUAUGAAGCAGGUCGAGAGUGUAUUGAGAAAUACAACAAAAUAUUGAGAAAGAAAAAACAAUUGACAUCCAAUAAAUCAAUUCCCGUAACAGUCCUGCUCAUUUAAAAUAUUGAGAAAUACACUCAAUUUAAAUUCAUCAAGAUGAUGGAUGACAUAUGCGACUGCUACGCGCGCUUCUUAUUGUUUAGAAAAAAUUCCACUUUUAUUUCCAUGACUAUUAUACCACUUCCACAUUUAGUCUCUUACUUUCAGAUUGUCCACAUUUAGUUCGUGACCAUUAUCCCCUCACCACCCCUCAUCCUUCCGGCCAAAAUUCCGUCAAAUUUAAUGCAGAUUUUAGGUAUGAAAAACCAAAUUUAAUGCAAAGACUGAUAUGAAAAACCCAACCUCAUACAAAAUUUAAUGCAAAGAAUGAUUCUAAGGCUGAGAAGUGAACUAAAUUUACCGAAAUUUUGGCCGGAAGGACGAGGGGUGGUGAUUGGAUAAUGAUUACGGACUAAAUGUGGACAAUCUGAAAGUAAGGGACUAAAUGCGAAAGUGGUAUAAUAGUUAUGGGACCAAAAGUGGAAUUUUUUCUGUUGUUUAUGUGUAAAAGUUUAUACUAAAAAAUGUCAGAUUUAGAAAAACUUUAAUUUUGACAUGCUUGUUUGGAAAAACAUCAGAUAUCUAGUACUCUGUAGUACUUUUAUGAUCCACAAAAUAAAAAAAAUAAAAAGCAUGAUAUUUAAUCACUUCGGUGAUUUAAAAAAAACAUGAUAUUUAAUCACUUGGAUGGUAUCACUUAGGGAUGGACUGGGUCGGGCCGAACCGGCCCGGAACCGGACCGGAACCGGACCGGCCCGCUACUGUGCGGGCCCGGACCGGGCCGGGCCCGGUUGGCCGGUUCCGGGCUUUUAGCCCGUGUGGGCGGGUCGGGCAGGCCGGGCUCGGGCCCAGUUUUGGGUGAAUCGGCCCGGGCGGUUCGGCCCGGGCCCAGGUCAAUUUUUUUUUGUUUUUUCAUUUUUUUUCUUUUCCUAGGGUUGGGCUGAGUGUUUUGGGGAGGUUUGGGGGUGGGGGUGAGGGGGUGGGGUCGGGGGAUAACAAGAAAGCAAAAAAAAAAUAAGUAUUGAACCGGGCCGGCCCGGCCCGGACCCGGUAGCAACCCGGGCCGAUUCCGGGCCCAAGGAAUUGCAAAAAAAGUCCGCCCGGGCCCGCCCCGGAACCGGCCCGGCCCGGUUCCAUCCAUAGUACCACUAUCUCUUGAGAAAAUUUCUAGAAAGAGAUAUAUGACUCCACUAUGGAGUCACAUGUCAUGUGUGUCAUCACCAUACCCACUCAUUUAUAUAGUGGGAUCCUCCAUUAUAAUUACACUUUUAGAAAAAAGUGAUUGUGAUGAUGCCACACAUGAUAUAUGAUUCCAUGGUUGAGUCAUAUACUACCUCCGUCUCUUAAAACUUUGUCAAAGUUGACAAUCACGAAGAAUAAUAAAGUAAAAACUGUGUGGUUGAUGUUUGUGCAGAGAAGAGAGAAAUAACAGAAAUCACAAAAUAAUUGAUUAAAAAGGAAAAUGAGAAAGUUUUUUAUGACGUUCCAAAAAGAAAAGAUGACAAAGUUUUAAGGAUGGAUGAAGUAUGUCUUUAUAAAAUUUCCCCUAUCUCAUGAAGAUCAAUAAACAAACAUGAGUUGUAACAUCAUCGAAUCAUGCAGAACAUAUUGCUCUUUAUGAAGUAGGUCGAGAGUGUACCGAGAAAUACAACAAAAUAUUGAGAAAGAAAAAAUAAUUGACAUCCAAUAAAUCAAUUCCCGUAACAGUCGUGCUCAUUUAUUUAUUUAUAAUAUCAAUGUCCUCCAAAAAUCUAGAAGAAGUUGUACACAAGAUUGCAAUAUGUCAUCUUGGGGUUAUUUGUUAAAUUGAGAGGUAUUAUAUGCAUUGCACAUUUGUACUAUAGGAGUAUUUCCUCUCCAACCUGUUUUAAUUUUCCUCAAUUUCCUAAUAGACGCCAAUUUGCUUAAUUAAAUCGUAAGAAUACACCAAUCAAAAUAGUAAGGAUAUCUCAGCCUAGUCUUAGCUUGGGGUCCUUGGGCAGCGACUGUCGACUGAAAUCAUUGACGCGGCGAAGGAAGCAGCGCUAUACAGCUGCAGCGAUUCAGCGAAGGGCGGAACGGCGAAGGGAAAAGGGCCGAAGGCUGAAGGCUUCUACCGGGCUACUCGUUCUACGAAUGUGCGACCACUACGUCAGACAGAGCAACGAAGGGCUAUAAAGGAUUUCUGCAACUCCUUGCCGGACGAACGCUCAUCAGUGAAAGUGUGUGUCAAUGGCUAAGGCUUCAAGGCUCAAACCAGCAACUGUGUACCUCUACAUUCCCAACAUUAUUGGUUACAUGAGAAUUUUAAUGAACUGUUGUGCUUUUGCAAUAUGCUUCACCAACAAAAGGCUUUUCUCAAUCUUAUAUUUUGUUAGCUUUGUAUGUGAUGCUUUGGAUGGUUGGUUUGCUAGGAAAUUCAACCAAGUUUCAACAUUUGGAGCUGUUCUGGACAUGGUGACAGAUAGGAUCAGCACUGCUUGCCUCCUCGUGAUUCUUUCACAAGUUUAUAGGCCUGGCUUGAUUUUCUUGUCUUUGCUCGCUUUAGAUAUUGGAAGCCACUGGUUGCAAAUGUAUAGUUCCUUCUUGGCUGGGAAAACAAGCCAUAAAGAUGUGAAGGACAGCAGUAGUUGGCUAUUCAGGACUUAUUACGGGAAUAGAAAGUUUAUGGCUUAUUGUUGUAUAUCCUGUGAGGUUCUUUACAUCCUCUUAUUUCUUUUGGCAGAGAACCAAACUGAAAGUUUGAACGAUGUUCUUAUCAAUUCUGCAAUGAAAAGCUGGCUCUACUUUUCACUGCUUUCCUUGCUUCUCUUUGGUUGGGCAACUAAGCAAUUCGUCAAUUUUAUACAGAUAAAGACGGCAGCAGAUGCAUGUGUGCAGUAUGACAUUGCGAAACAGCAAUAGCAGAGUACCUCUUAAUGCAAUGUUUGUUUAGAUGGUAACACUUGAUCCGAUUUUAGAGGUCCCAUUUGUCAUUUCUCACUUGUUUGAACAGAAAAGCCGACACUUGACUACGAAGCGUUUCUUCUCUUUUUUGAUCAUUUGAUGGAUUAGCCUACAGCCUGGGCACAUCAUCAGUUUUUCUCUGGUCUAGUUUGCGCACAUUUGGAGACUUUUGUAUAUUACUUACUGUUUUCAUGGCCAAUCUUAUGUUACAUUUGAGUUGUCUCGAUUUGAUGUUUCUUGAUUGCUUGCUGUAAGAAAAUAUGUUAGGAACGAAACUGUGUUUCCUUCAUUCUUUGCAGUUUAACUUGCACUUAUGAAGCCAUUAUCAUUGAUCAAUUUUAUUAAUCAUUUUGAGGUUUGAAUGUACUUUCUCCGUUCAUAUAAAAUUGCAACAAUUUUAUUUUCCG